GGACCGGACUUACGUAGUUUUGGACCGGAUAGUGCUAGCUCACGAUCUGCAUGCUUUAUUAAGAAAAAAUAGGGUUUUCUCGCUUAGUCUCUGUCUCGAUGGUUCCCGAUCCAGCAAUGGAAAGAUCCGAUCCUCCUUCACCGAAGCGUCAGAAGACGGACGAGGAAACAACUUGCUAUGAUGGCCGUCCUGAGGAUUUUGAUUCUGACGAGUGCACCGACGAGGAGAUGCAACUGUUCGACCAAGAGUUGGAUAAGAUAGGCGGGGGUUAUGAAAUCGACUUCAAGAAAUUUCGCUAUUGUUUUGGUUGGAAAUCACUGGAUCUGGAUGAUAGUACCAUGGUUGAUGAGCCUGAAACCAACAGAGAUUUUAUCGCUACGUUGGCGAACCUCGCUCUCACCAAGUACAACGCAGACAAAGGAACAAGCUUGGAACUGGGCAAGAUUUUGAUUGCCAAUUUUCAUCUAUCUUGUGGAUUCUCUUUCUACAUCUCAUUCCAAGUCAAUGAUCCUUCUGAUGGUAAUCAGACUAAUAAGCCCUAUCGAGCAGUGGUUCGCUACUUCCCAGGAGAUAUUGAAGUUGUCUCUUGUAAUCCCAAAGGGACAUAAACUCUGCUACAUUGUUUCACCCUUCACAUUGUUGAGGUUGUCGUGUUUAUGUCCUACAUAUAUUAGCAGGCCCGGUCCAGAGGGUAGGCAACAUAAGCAACUGCUUAGGGCCCUUGGGCCAUAUUUCACAAUUUUACAUUACAAAUUGUUAUUAUUUGUAUAUUUGCUAUAUUGGCUUAGGGCCCAAAAGAAAUUUUUUAUUGUUUGGACCGGCCCUGUAUAUUAGUGGUAGAAAUGUUCGUGAAUGAUAACCAAACUAAGUUGAUCAGAAUCACAUUUUUAUAAAGUAGUACGUAAUAACAGUUUAGGAUCCACAAAAAUACAUAAACCGUAAAUGUAAAAGCUCUUCAAACCGUAAAAUACAUAAUAACGCUGGUUUCAAGAUGCAUAACAAUUUGUACACUAUAUAAAAAAUGUUUGAUGAUUGCAUUACAAUAACAGAUCAUACAAUCAGCAUAUAAGAGCAACUCCAAUGGUGUUACUCAUCAUUGGAAUCCUUAACAAUAAAAUAAUAUAUUUUUUUUUUAAUUUUUUUUGUUUGAAUAGUUAAGGACUCUAAUCAUAUUUGUUAGUCCAAUGGUGUUAUCCAUUAUAGAAUUCUUAGGAAUAAAAUAUAAUUAAAUUUGUAAAACAUUUAAUAAAUUUGUAAAACAUUAAAAAUAAGUAAAUUUGUAAAACAUUUAAAAAAUUUUAAAAGUAAAAAAAUUGUAAAAAAUAGUUUCUGUUACAUUGUUGGUUUUACUUAAAAGCAAACAUAAAGUUUCAGCGAAUGAACUAGCAAGGUUACGUCUCUCGAAACUAUAUCUCCAAGUUAUUACAACCACCAUAUAAGAUAAAAGGGAGGGUUGGUGUCAAAUUACUGCUUUCCUUACUUGCGGUUUAUCAUAUAUUUGAUCCAUGUGAGAGAGUACUAGUAGAGAAGCUUGUAAACAAACCUCUUGAUAUGAUCAAGUAUCAAAAGCCUUGCCCCUGGUGCUGGUGGAAUGUUUACUUCUUGCUCUGAUUGUUUCCUUCACCUGAAAGAAGAACAAAAACCCGUGGUAAGUAAAAAGAUAUGUAUACUCUUUUUGUAUUGGUUCAUGAACAAUCAAUCAAUCACCUUAUACAUUGUUCCUGACGCAACAGCGUAGCAAACAGCCCAGGAGAGUGCGUGUGCAGGCCUUACUUUCAAGCCUUUGCUCACAAAAGCGUACGCCAACCCACCACCUGAGGCUGAGACCAUGCUGCAAAGUUUGUCAAAACCCAAUCAGAAACAACGUCUGUAACAGGUUUUCAUCAAAUCAAUAUCACCCAAAGAACAAAUCUUGAAGAUUCUCAGACAAGGAAAUAUAAACAGGGAUCAAAAAGUUGAGUGAAAAAAGAAUGAAACUUUACGCAGCCGUAAGAUCAUCUUUGCUUCUGAUUC
Messenger RNA from Brassica napus (rape), 2013 nucleotides. RefSeq lists its product as uncharacterized. Lineage: Eukaryota; Viridiplantae; Streptophyta; Magnoliopsida; Brassicales; Brassicaceae. The transcript has 3 exons. The record is from RefSeq and is a predicted model, not a curated record. The coding region runs from base 99 to 608 and encodes 169 amino acids.